Ceraceosorus guamensis is the source of this 1530-nucleotide messenger RNA. RefSeq lists its product as hypothetical. The record is from RefSeq and is a predicted model, not a curated record. The transcript has 6 exons. The coding region runs from base 1 to 1530 and encodes 509 amino acids. Lineage: Eukaryota; Fungi; Basidiomycota; Exobasidiomycetes; Ceraceosorales; Ceraceosoraceae.
AUGGAGAGGCGAUCCGUGGUGUUUCGCAUCUUGAUCCCGCUCUACCUCCUUCUCAGCGUCGUCGCUGCCCUCUGCUUUGGAUCAGCUCUCAGCUUCUCGCUGCAGAAUGCUGCGACGGGCGCAGAUUUGGCCAAAAGGAGCACUACGCAAGCCACCGGAGUCGUAGCCGAUGCGACUUUUUACCCGUACGCCAACAUCUCUACAGCUCUCGUCGAUGGGCCGCGGCUGAAUGCGCCAGCUCCGAGCCUCCUAAGCAGCUUUCCUGCAGCAGUCGCUGGAUGGGGAGCGAACAACUUUGCGACGCCCGACGAGCCGCAAAUGGGUUUGACGGGUUAUCGAUUGCACGAUGCGCCCAUCGAAAGCGAUCGCUUCGAAGGGAUUGCCAAGGUGGCUGGAUUCGACGUCGUCGUGGAUUGCGGCAUGGCAGACGACGUCAACAUGACGGUGACCAAUCUGGUCGGCUUGCUUCCCGACACAGAUCAGGGCCCCUCGCUUCGGCUCAACUUUACGAUGACGAGUCGUGCAGUGCCCAUCCCCUCGGCAGGAUCACUACCUUCCACACCUCAAGACGUCACCUUUCAAUUCACCGACGACGUCUUUUUCCAAUCCUGCCAGACCGCGACCAAUGCGCACACGCGCAUCCUGAACCACUGGAACGGCACCUUUUUCGCAAACUUGCCCCGCACCGCUUGGUUCUAUCACAUUUCCGACGAGAGAAAUCCCUUUUGCGCGCCGAUCUACGAUGCGAGGGGCAAUACGGGAGAAUUGUUGCGCGUGGACCUUAGCGCUUUCAACCAGAGCGAUGUGGCAAACACCAAUUGGAACGUCCAAGCUUUCGGAUGCACGCUGCGCAGCGUACCUUUGACAGAUUUGGAAGUGGACAUGAACACUGCCGCUCUGCUUCCAUCUUCCCGUGCCGAUCGCUCGUCGCGCUACAGCACGCGAGAGUGGCAUCAAGGCACGAGCGCGGGCUGGGCGCCAGCCUUGCAAAACUUCUCCUCUUGGCCCACACCGCUGGAUAGCUGGAGUCAGGCUUUCGAUCUGAGUUUGAGUUGGUACGCUUCGAGCGUUGCUGGAAGACCUUUUAGAGAUUGCAUGGCUCGCAAUGGAAGCACGUGCCAUGCGGAUACGCUCAUGGAGAGCAACAUUCGACGAGCACUCGCGUUCGACGCUACCAAGCUGCUUCAAGCGAAUCAAGAUGUGACGGUGGGAGAGUUUGGCACCUUGGCGCGCGGACAAAACACCCUGGCCACGUUGGAAGAGUACCUGUCCAACGUGACUGCGCAGAUCUUUAAAACGUACGCCGACGAAGCCUACCACGUCACCCUUCCCUAUCGCGUUUCGGAGCCGGAAAAUCAGAGGAAUAGGAGCUAUGCGGCUUUGCACAGCUUCAAGGCGCAGUAUAGAGGAAGCACACCCCUCGACGGUAUCAGCGUCAGGUUUCAGGUGCUCCUUUGGCCAACUGUGCUCGGAUUCGUCACCAGCCUUCUCGCUGCUGCCUUGGCCAUCUUUGUUGGGUUUGCGCGGUGA